Messenger RNA from Stegastes partitus (bicolor damselfish), 1140 nucleotides. RefSeq names its product xaa-Pro dipeptidase-like. NCBI's taxonomy places the organism in Eukaryota, Metazoa, Chordata, Actinopteri, Pomacentridae. Gene Ontology annotation, molecular function: manganese ion binding; metalloaminopeptidase activity. The transcript is spliced from 10 exons. The record is from RefSeq and is a predicted model, not a curated record.
AUGUCAACCCAUCUACUGGCUGACUGGCUGGGUAGCAACACUCUGAGGGUGUCUGCUGCCCUCUUUGCAGAGAACCGUUGACGACAGGAGCUGAAAGCCAAAGAUGGAUUGUUGUCAGAGUCAGUGGUGGUGCUUCAGGGAGGAGAGCAGACGCAGAGGUACUGCACCGACGCAGACGUCCUCUUCAGGCAGGAGUUUUUCUUCCACUGGACUUCUGGAGUGACCGAGCCUGACUGCUACGGAGCCGUCCAUGUGGACUCUGGGAAAUCCAUUCUUUUUGUUCCCAGACUGCCUGAAAGCUAUGCUUUGAUUAUGGGUGAGAUCUGUUCUAGAGAACAUUUCAAGCAGGAGUAUGCUGUUGAUGAGGUGCAGCACACCUGUGACAUUGCUCAUGUCCUGUCUGACCUGAAACCAGCAGUUCUCCUAACACUGUUAGACAGGCCACCUGUAAGGGUCAGAAAGGAAGGAAGUCUGUUUGACAUGGGUAGAGAGUACUACUGCGACACCUCAGACAUCACCUGCUCCUUCCCAGCCAACGGCAAGUUCACUGCAGACCAGAGGGCCAUCUAUGAGGCCGUCCUAAAAUCCUGCCGCACUGUCAUGGCUGCCAUCAAACCAGGUGUGAAGUGGACUGACAUGCACCGCCUGGCUGACAAGGGUCACUUGGAGGAGCUGGUGAAGAUCGGCAUCCUGCACGGCAGCAUGGAGGACAUGAUCAAGGUCCACCUGGGCCCCGUCUUCAUGCCCCAUGGCCUGGGACACCUGCUGGGCAUCGACAUGCACAACAUGGGAGGCUACCCUGAGGGGGUGGAGCGUAUUAACGAACCUGGACUGAUGAAUCUCCUGAUGGGCCGCCUAGUGCAGGAGCGGAUGGUCCUCACCGUGGAGCCCGGCAUUUACUUUAUCAACCACCUGCUGUACCAGGCCCUGGUCAACCCAGCCCAGAGCUGCUUCAUCAACAACCAAGUGCUCGCUCGCUUCAGUGGCUUUGGAGGGGUUCGCGUUGAGAAGAACAUCACAGUGACGGCAGACGGCAUCGAACUGCUGACCUGCGUCCCUCGAACAGUGGAGGAGAUCGAAGCUUUCACGGCCGACUCUGCAAAACCCUUCAGUCCAGUUAUCAACAGUGAGAAAUUCUGA